Messenger RNA from Boleophthalmus pectinirostris (great blue-spotted mudskipper), 2622 nucleotides. RefSeq names its product coiled-coil domain containing 3a (gene ccdc3a). Gene Ontology annotation, cellular component: extracellular region. Gene Ontology annotation, biological process: negative regulation of gene expression. The transcript has 3 exons. The record is from RefSeq and is a predicted model, not a curated record. Lineage: Eukaryota; Metazoa; Chordata; Actinopteri; Gobiiformes; Gobiidae. The coding region runs from base 1005 to 1877 and encodes 290 amino acids.
UGCAGUGUAGGUGGCUAGGUGAGUUUUAUAAAUAUGCGCUUUCGUUUCCGUGAUGUGACGCCAUUCUCCCCGAGCAGGUGAACUGCGGGGGAUAUCUGCGCUAAAGAUAGGUUUUCUUCCGCAAGUUUUAACUUUCCAUGACAGCUGACCAUGGGAUUCCCCAUUUUCAAAACUCUCCCCUAAAUCCCCGUGUCAUAUCCCCAUCCAAAAUAAUAUAGAAUAAUAAACAAUCUGGAAUACUUUAGGUUAUAUUUCAAAUUUCUACGAUACUACGAUAGUGUAUUACAAAGGAACAGUAAAGUCAUGCACGGCUCUGCGCAUUUGGAUUGUGUAAAUACUGUACACUUUCCACUAGAUGUCCCUGUUGUCCAGCAGUGGCCACAGUGCUUUACUUCUAUUUGUCUUGGCAUAGGCCUCUAUAAAUACUUUGCAAACAAGUAUCGGCAAGUAUUAUGAUAGGUUUUAUUUUUAGGAUUUUUUUUUUUAAGAAACAGCUUUACAAUUUGAUGGCUUGCGUAUUCUCUUCUCACAUCUGAGUUUACACAAGGCCCUUUUAAACUGUAAAUAAAUUGAGUGAUUGUGUUUGCGCCUGUGCAGGGCCAAAGUAAAUGUUGAUACUCAUCAGUGUGUGGGUCUGUUGGGGUCAUAAACCAGCCCACGAGGACAGCUCAAGUGUCUGACCCUCCCUCUAUCAGAUAGAACACACCACCGCUCACUUUAAGCUGUCUCUCAGAGCACAGAUGAAGACUUGGGGGGUGCAACAGCGGAGCUGAGAAGUGGAUGCUUUGUCUUCAUCCGAUGACACAAUUAGGAUUUCUUAUAUUUGAUAUACAUGUAAUAGGUCAAUUUACUAGUGUGUGCGUAAACCUGUUGGAGCCUUUUAUGCGAGUUGUUGGAGGUGUGCGCAUUCAUUUACCAGGGAAUUAAACGUUUAUUUUGGAUAAGAAACACCAUAUAAAGAUAACAUUUCAGUAGGACACAGCUAUUCAAGAACAACUUUUACAAUGCUACCAGUUGCGCCUUUGUUCCUGUUCCUUUUUGCGCACUUGGACACUUUUACGCACGCCUGUCAGUUGCCAUCCGAGUGGCGCCCAUUGAGCGAAGGUUGCCGGGCUGAACUGGCGGAGAUAAUCAUUUAUGCUCGUGUUUUGGCCAUUCACCGUGAGACAUUGAGCAGCGCGGGAGGACUGUACAACUCACUGCCGUUUGGUUUGGGUUAUGGAUACGAGAGCGCGGAGGAAGGACUGCUGUACUCUGCUGAAGUGGAACUCUUGUGUGACCAGGCGUGGGGCAGCAUGCUGGAGGUCCCCACCGGGUCGAGACUCAACCUGACCGGGCUGGGCUACCUCUCCUGUCAGUCCCAUACGGUGAUGGAAAACUACUCUUACUUCUUUUUUCUGAGGAUGGACGAAAACUAUAACCUCCUCCCACACGGGGUCAACUUCCAGGAUGCUAUCUUCAUGGACACAGUGGAAAACAGACGCACUUUCUCCAGUCUCUUCCAAUUCUCCAACUGUAGCUUGGCACAGCAGCCUUUGCACCAGUACAGCCCUGAAUGGGAAGCACAGGAAGACAACAGAUUAAUGUGCUCUUCUGUCCAAGCUGCUCUGUUCGAAGAGGAGGAAAAGAGCAGAAAACUCCAGGAACGUCUGUCUGCAGCUGAGAGGAGAAACCGCCAACUCAAAGAGCGCCUGAAGAAAGUGAAAAGAUCUUUAAAAAACACUCGUAAAGCUGCGCAGAAGGCUGAUGAGGAGAUGAGGGUGCUACAGGAGAAGCUGUCUGCUGCAGAGAGGAGAGCUGGACAUCAUCUCAAUGUAAUAGACCAGCCCCGAUCCCCCACGUACAAAAGCAGAGGGGACAGACGGCAGAAACUAUGAAGGGACUCAAACAGGAGGAGGGGGCUGCUGGGCGGUCUCAAUGAGAAUACAGGACUUUGUAAAGAGUUUGGAGUUUGUAUUUUAGCAUCCUUCUUAUUGUAACCAUUGACAACAUUCAUUCUGUUCUUUCAGCUUGGCUUGUCUCGUGUGACAAGCUUUGAAGCACAAUUUUAUUCUGUGAAAUUUGUUUCUUAAAUAAUGUGUGAUUCAGUAAUGGCAAGGCAGGGAAACUGCUAUUUGUAAAGGGACAGUAUCAAAACAACUCUUUAUUGUGGACUAUAGGCCUGUCACAUAAAUAAUUAAAUAGCAAUAAAUAACUUGCCAUUUCAUGCAUGUUAAUUCUACAACUUUUAAGCAAGGCAUUCUGUACACACUUUUCUAACUCAUCAUAAUCUAAAAUAAUGCAGGAGUUGCAAUAACUUAAUAGGCUAAAGUAAUUUUUUGGUGAAGGGUAUGCUACCUGCCUGUUUCUUAUCACAAUGGAGACAAGCAAAUGGCACCACCAGACCAGAUUUGUGGAGAGGUGAGCCUUUUCACUGUUAAAAAUAUAAUAAAUGAAAGACAUGUUUAAUGCCAUAAAUGUGGAACUGUCCAGGUAAUGAAAUUACAUCUUCAUGAAGACAAGCAGAGAAACAUACCACACCAGAAAAGUUACUUAUUGCACCUUUAACAGAAGAAAAAUCACUAAUAUUGAAUUAUUUUCCUUUUUUGUGACUGAUUCAAUAAAAAAUGCUGUUCAGGUUAA